GAGCGGAACUGAAACAAACUCGAGCUCAGACUCGCAGAAAGAGACUCGCGAUGCGGAUUCAGAUGCGCAAUGAAGCUCCGCGGCUCUGAAGUGUGUGUGUCACUGCUGGUGUGUGUGUCACUGGCUCUUGCAGAUUGGAGCCGUCCUCAGAAUCUCUCUGUUCAGAGUCUCAACACACAGUAUGUUCUGCGCUGGGACUGGGAUGACGAUCAGCAGAGCGCCAUCAACGGGACGCUCACCUUCACGGCACAGUGUCUCUCGGCGGCUAAUUCCCGUAAGGCGCCUCAAAAGCAGAUCUGGAGGACCGUGUGUGCAGAUGUUCUGGAGCGGCGCUGUGAUUUCACUGAUGCUGGACUGAGUUAUUGGGGCAUUUAUCUCCUGCGUGUGCGGGCCAACACAGCACAGCAGUUCUCCAACUGGACCAGCAUCACCUUCUGCCCAGAUAAAGAGGCUGAUCUAGGUCCUCCGUCCAGUGUGAAGCUGACCUCUGUUAAAGGAAAUCUGGAGAUCGCCAUCGCUGACCCUCUGAGGAGCACCAACGAGUCCAUGAAGACGCUGGUCCAGGACAUGCAGUACCUCAUCCAGUACUGGAAGUGGCCCAAAGGCUAUCAGAAGGCUGAAGUCUUGAAGACCCAGAAUAAUGUGGUGAUGCUGUCUGAGCUGAACCAAUGGACGUGGUACUGUGUGAGAGUUCAGAGUCGCUAUGACUUCUACAAUAAGACAAGUGUCUUUAGUGACACACACUGCACACGCACUGAAGGACUGACUCCAUACUGGCAGAUCUGUCUGUACUUCCUGUUGUCGCUGGGGCUGUGCUUCCUGCUGGCGCUGUUGAUGUGGUUUAGCUUUUACAAGGUGUUCAAGUCCUUAAAGAGCGUCUUCUACCCAAAUGUUCAUCUCCCGCCUCACAUUCAGGAGCUUUGGUUGUCGGACUCGGAGACGCCGCAUCUUCUGCCUCCUCGAUGCUCCGGCUCUGUGUGGAAUCAGCUGGACAUAAGCACUGAGACGAACACAUUCCCGGACGUGCAGAUCUCCAUCCCUGAGGAUCAGGACACCAGCGUUCCCAGCCGGCACGGCAGCGGAGACUCCGGCUUCAACUCCACAGAGGAGGACUCCAGUGUCCGGCUGCUCAGCUCCACACGACACGACACACACACUGACACACACACCGACACACACACUGACCACAGGUGCAAGACAGACACGCAGCACAGGGAAGAGAUGCAUGAUGGGACGCUGGAGAUCUGCUCUUAACACCACAAACACAUCACAGUCAAACAGACACGACUUAGUUUAGACUUGUUUUUCUCCAUUCAAAUCAUCUUAUUGUACAUGUGACCGCAGCACUGUGUAAAUGCAAAACCUUUGUGUGUUUGUCAUUUCAGCCAUAUUUUCAUUUCUGUAUUUAAAGCAUGCAGAUUCUUUAUGAUUCUUAUAGAAUCUUUAUUAAUCCAUUUGUUAGCUUUACACUCAUCUCCACCCAAUGUCAGAUUAAAAUACUCUAUCAU
Rhinichthys klamathensis goyatoka is the source of this 1508-nucleotide messenger RNA. Its product is annotated as interferon alpha/beta receptor 1a-like. Gene Ontology annotation, molecular function: protein binding; interferon receptor activity. NCBI's taxonomy places the organism in Eukaryota, Metazoa, Chordata, Actinopteri, Cypriniformes, Leuciscidae. The coding region runs from base 70 to 1254 and encodes 394 amino acids. The record is from RefSeq and is a predicted model, not a curated record. The transcript has 7 exons.